AUGGAACAAAAAAUUGAAGAUUUGAAUGACACUUUGAAGCAAAUCUUAGCACGAAUGUUUGUAAUAGAAUGUCAAUCUCGUGAUCAAACUAGUCAAAAAUAAAAUGAUUUCUGUAAUCUCUCACAGAAAAACUUAUCAAAUGAUACAAGAAGCUCAAAAGGUAAAUCUAAUUAUGAUGAUUGCAGAGAUUUUCGAAUGAAAAUUGAUUUGCCUAGUUUUAAUAGACAUUUGAAAAUAGAAGAAUUUCUUGAAUGGAUUUCUGAAGUUGAGACAUUUUUUGAAUAUAUGAAGAUUUUUUAUGAGAAACAAGUGAAAUUAGUUGCCUAUAAGCUCAAGGGUGGAGCAUCUGCCUGGUAGAUCAACUACAAUCCACCCGUACAAGAUCAGGAAAAGAUCAAGUUCGAAGUUGGGAUAAGAUGAAGAAAUUAUUAAAAUCUAGAUUUCUUCUUCUUGAUUAUGAACAGAUUUUAUAUCACCAAAUAUCAAAGUUGUAAAUAGAGAAGUAGAUAUGUCACUGAAUAUGCUGAGGAAUUUUACAGACUUUCUUCAAGAGUCAAUUUGACUGAAUCUGAAUCUUAUAUGAUCUUUAGAUUUAAAAGUGAACUUUGAUGGGAUAUUGAAGAAAAAGUUACUUUACAAUCAUUCUUCAAGUUAAAUGAUGUUGUUAUGACAUCAGAACGUGAUGAAGCUUUAUUGGAGAAAGGAAAAUUUAGAACUCGAAUUCUACUAAUGUGUCAACAUUUCAGCUAGACAGAUCAAGAUCAGCACAUAUUUCAUCUACUACCAGUAAUGGAAGACCAGCAACCUCAGCUACACCAAGACCUAGUAGAUUUAUUCCUAGUGAGUGAAAUUCUUCUCAAAGAAAUCCAUAUGCACCUAACUCUGUUCUAAAAUGUUAUAGAUGUAAUGAAGAAGAUUACAAAACAAAUGCUUGUCCAAAACGUGGUGCUGUGAAUUUCACAGAGGCCAUAGAUGAAGAUGAAAUUGAAGGUGCAGAAGAUCAAGAAGAAAUUUAAGAGAAUGUUAUUGAAGGCAAAGAAGAAGAAAACUUUGGUCACUCUCCAGUCAUUCGAAAGUUGAUGUAUGCACCAAAGAAGGAAGAACCUCCCCAACAUCAUAAUGUUUUCAGAACAAAGUGCAUUGUUGAUGGGAAGGUAUGCGAUGUGAUUAUUGAUUUUGACAAUAGUGAAAAUAUUGUUUCUUCUUUGAUGGUAUAGAAAUUGGGGCUAAAAAUUGAAAAACAUCCACAUCCAUAUAGAAUUGGGUGGAUAAAGAAAGAUUAUGAAACCAAAGUUACAGAGACUUGUUCAGUUAAAUUCUCAAUGGAAAAAGUUUAUUUUGAUGAAAUUUACUGUGAUGUUGUUGAGAUGGAUGCUUGUCAUCUAAUUCUGGGUAGACCAUGGCAAUAUGAUUUAGAUGCAACUCACCUAGGCAGAGAUAAUCAUUAUAUUUUUUUUUUUUAAAUGGUGAGAAGUUUGUUUUACACCUAAUAAAAGAAAACGAGUUUUCAACACAGUUAAAGAAAAGAAGAAGCAAGUUAUGAUGAUUGACAAAAAAGAACUUUUUAAUACUUUGAAAGAAAAUUAUAGAGUAUUUAUGCUGAUUAAAAAAGAGAAUGUUUCUUUGCAUGAUUCUAGUGUUAUACUUGAGGCAGCACAGAAUAUGUUAAAUGAGUUUCCUAUCACACAAGAUUCUCCUAUAAAUCUUCCUCUCCUCAGGGACAUAUAACAUCAUAUAGACUUAAUUCCUGGAGUAAGUUUGUCAAAUUUACCUCAUUACAGAAUGAGCUCUGAGGAGAAUAAGAUUUUGCCAGAACAAGUUGAAGAGCUAUUAGAGAAAGGAUUAAUUCAUGAAAGUAUGACCCCAUGCUCAGUACCUACAUUAUUGGUUUCAAAAAAAGAUGAAACUUUGCAAAUAUGUGUAGAUAGUCAAGUAAUUAAUAAAAUCACAGUGAAAUAUAGAUUUUCAAUUCCAAGACUUGAUAAUAAUCAUGACAUGCUGUGUGGUUCUAGAAUCUUUUCUAAAAUUGAUCUUAAAAGUGAGUAUCCUCAAAUUCAAAUUUGUCUAGGUGAUGAAUGGAAGACCGGUUUCAAGAUGAAAGCAGGAUUAUAUGAAUGGUUGGUUAUGCCAUUUGGCUUAUCUAAUGCUCUGAGUACCUUUAUGCAAAUGAUGAAUCAAGUACUAAAGCCUUUCAUUGAAAAUUUGUUGGUCUAUUUCGACGAUAUGUUGAUAUAUAGUACCACAGAGGAAGAACAUCAUCAUCAUUUGAGAUCUGUAUUGACUGUUUUACAACAAAAUGAGUAUUUACCAACUUAAAAAAAUGUAAAUUUCUUAUUUUAAGUUUAGUUUUUCUAGGAUAUAUUGUAAGUGCAAAUGGCAUCAAAGUGGAUGAAGAAAAGGUUGAAGCUAUUAAAGACUGGCCAAUUCCAAAGAAUAUACAUGAUGUUCGUAGUUUUCAUGACUUAGCAUCCUUUUAUAGAAGAUUUUUUCAAAAUUUCAAUUCAAUUAUGACUCCCAUCACUAAGUGCAUGAAAAAAUGAAACUUUUAGUAGACAAAUACAGUAGAUAGAAGUUUUAUUCUAAUUAAAGAAAAGUUAAGUUCUGUCCCUAUACUAGUAUUGUCAAAUUUUGAUAAAUUAUUUGAAGUAGAAUGUUAUGCCUCAAUUACUGGAAUUGGAGCUAUAUUAUCUCAAGAAGGUCGUUCAAUAGCUUUUUUAUAGUGAGAAAUUAAUAGAAACCAAAAGAAAGUGGACUACAUAUGAAUUAGAAUUUUAUGAUGUGGUUAGAUCAUUACAUACUUGGGAACACUACUUGAUUCAACGAAAAUUUAUUUUAUUUACUAACCAUUAA
Messenger RNA from Spirodela intermedia, 2850 nucleotides. Lineage: Eukaryota; Viridiplantae; Streptophyta; Magnoliopsida; Alismatales; Araceae. The record is from the annotation of a GenBank genome assembly.